AUGCUCUCAAAAAAACAUCUUAAGGUCAGUAGAAAACUGAUCUCUGGUCUCAGACAAUCUUUAUCUGAAGUAGAAGAAAUUUUACAAUCAAAAGAAGUUUUAAAAUCAUUGUCUUAUGAGAUCAGAUCAGAUGAAUUUAUCAAAUUGCCUCCCAAGUUGAAUUUUAAGCUUCCAAAUUUUAUCCCACAAAACAAUCAAGGACAGUUUUCAAAGUUAUUUGGUUCUUUGCCACCAUUAUCUAUCACAACAGAAGAACAUGGCUACACAAUGAAGACCCUCGGAUCUAUGUCUUCUCCUCCAUUUCAACAACUGCUUGAUGUACCAAAACUUAUCACUACCAUAAAAACCGAGUAUAAUAAACUGUACAAUGUUACAUGUCUUAGCGAUGUAGAUCUUCUUGUAAGCGGGAAUAACAAAAUCAUGAAAUUGUACAACCUGCAGGGGACAUUACUGAAUGAACUUAAAUACAUAUGUGAAAACAGGAACCUGGACAUCUGUGUGUCUGACUAUGGAUCCAAAGCCGUAGUUGUGGUCAAUCAGGCAGGGAAACUCCGAUUUAGAUACACUGGUCAAUCCUCUACUAGCAAAGAAACAUUUAAUCCAAUGGGGAUAACUACAGACAGCCAAGCUCAGAUUCUGAUAGCGGACGGUAACGACCACUGUAUCCACAUCCUUGAUCAAGACGGACAGUUUCUCAAUUACAUUGAUAACUGUGAUCUCUACUUUCCGUGGGGUUUGUGUGUGGAUAUAACAGACAAUCUAUUUGUUGCUGAGUAUGGUGGUAAAGUGAAGAAAAUCAAAUACAUGGAUUAG
Messenger RNA from Saccostrea echinata, 813 nucleotides. RefSeq lists its product as uncharacterized. The record is from RefSeq and is a predicted model, not a curated record. Gene Ontology annotation, molecular function: protein binding. NCBI's taxonomy places the organism in Eukaryota, Metazoa, Mollusca, Bivalvia, Ostreida, Ostreidae. The transcript has 2 exons. The coding region runs from base 1 to 813 and encodes 270 amino acids.